Nymphalis io (European peacock) is the source of this 2163-nucleotide messenger RNA. It is a transcript of the gene fkh, whose product is annotated as silk gland factor 1. Gene Ontology annotation, biological process: cell differentiation; regulation of transcription by RNA polymerase II; anatomical structure morphogenesis. NCBI's taxonomy places the organism in Eukaryota, Metazoa, Arthropoda, Insecta, Lepidoptera, Nymphalidae. The record is from RefSeq and is a predicted model, not a curated record. Gene Ontology annotation, molecular function: protein domain specific binding; DNA-binding transcription factor activity, RNA polymerase II-specific; transcription factor binding. Bases 88 to 1143 code for a protein of 351 amino acids. The transcript has a single exon.
GCGCGGGCCCCCGGCUUCUAUUUACUCUUUCAAUCAGUGCGAGUGUUUGCCCCUGGCCGGCGUGCACGCGCGGGUGAUGCGCUAGCCAUGAUCUCGCAGAAGCUGUCGUACGGCGACGUGCCGACGUCCGCGUCGCUAUCUUCGCUAUCACCGGGCCUCGCGCCGCCUUACGUGAACGGAAUGGGCUGCAUGCCAGCUCAACCUUACCCGAAUCUCUACACCAACAACAUGGUGGCGAGCGGAUCCUGCAUGGGCUCGCCGGGCGUCGGCUACUCGCCGCCGAGCACGAUGGCAUCGUGCAUGGGCGGCGGAGGAGCCGUACCUUACGGCACGUUGCCCCGCGAGCAGGAGGCCGCUUCACCAACCUCAGCUCUGCAGCGUGCGCGCAACGACAAGACUUACCGUCGGUCCUACACUCACGCCAAGCCGCCGUACUCCUACAUAUCGUUAAUCACAAUGGCAAUUCAGAACAACCCAUCGCGAAUGCUCACUCUCUCCGAAAUAUACCAAUUCAUAAUGGACCUGUUUCCAUUCUACAGACAGAACCAGCAACGUUGGCAAAACUCGAUUCGGCAUUCACUAUCUUUCAACGAUUGCUUCGUUAAAGUUCCACGAACACCCGAUAAGCCCGGCAAAGGCUCAUUCUGGACAUUACACCCCGAUAGCGGAAAUAUGUUCGAAAAUGGUUGUUUCUUGCGACGGCAGAAGAGAUUUAAAGAUGAAAAGAAAGAAUCUCUGCGUCAGGCGCAGAAAGCUGCUCAAACGCACGGACACCACGGUGGAGGGCAUGAUAAGCGCGAUCAUGCUCACGAAAAAUCCGGCAGCGGCGGAGCAGUACCCGGAGAGGAGAAGGAGAUGCGUGACGAGUUGCUGGCUCAGCUGCAUGCCGCGCCCGAGCUAUGCCUGCCAGAACACACGCCACUGGCUCUCGAGCACUAUGCCCACCUAAAGCAAGAGCCGACAGGGUACGCACCCGCGCCGCAUCCGUUCAGCAUCACUCGGCUGCUGCCGGGCGCCGACACGAAAGCGGAUCUGAAGAUGUACGACGUGAACUAUGGAUACGGGCACGCGCCCGCUGACAACUACUACCAGUCGCCGCUGUACCAUCAUCAUGCCCAUGCACACUCGCAGCCGCCCUUGUGACAGUACCCCCUGGCGUAGGCGCCGCGCCGCGUCCCCAGCGCGCCCUGGCCGCGCCGCGGGUAAGCACCAGCGCCGACACUCAUCGCUAAUCUCACUAACUUUACCCUUUGGACUCACUGUGAGCGUGAUUUGUGUUCUUGUGAUAUCGUAUGCUCCGCCCGGGGCAUGUAUUAUAAUUGUGUACAUAUUUUUUCGAUUGUUUUAAAGUCGUUGUGCGCAUUUUUAGUAAGUAGAUGUUCGAUGCACGAGUGGCUCGCGCCCCGGGCGUCGGCGAAGUUAGGCCUAACUCGCGAAGUGUCCAUUUGAGUCUUCUGAACUGACGCCCAUUCGUAUACCAAAUCUUAUUGAAACUAUGAAAGGAAUACUCGGUUUUAAAUAAAAUAAUAAUAAUCUAUACAUAUUAUAGAUUUAUUGAAUUCGGAAGUUCAGGAAUUAUUGUUUAGAUAAAAAACUUUUUCCGCCCAAAACAAUAAGCUAUAUGACAUAAUGCUUAAAGUAAUCGCAGUGAUAAUGCGAUCAAUACGAUUCCCUUAUCGCCUUUAUCUAUCGAUAUUCCGAUAAAUUGAUUAUUAUUUGUGCGCGUUGAAAUCUUUUGUUUAAAUAUUUUAUGUUUAAAUAAUUCGACUUCGAUUUCACAAUAGAUUGCUGAAAGUUGAAAUCGAAAAUGUUAUAUAAUUAUAUUUCAUAGUUAUAUAAAAUAUUAAACGAAUUAAUAAUCGUAUAAAGCUUAUUAGUUAUAACUGAGUUUUAAAAUAAAAUAAAAUAUAUGUAAAUAAAUAUAAUAUUUAAAUUAUAGAUUUGUUUCAGAUAAAUGUUAUACCAAUUUAGUUUAUAGCUUGUUCACAUAUUUAUAACGAAUUGUAAAUAACAUAUCGAGAUUUGGUAUAAGAAUGUGCGAGAAGUAAUUUCAUAUCGGAUGAACAGUGCAAUUGUGUAAGAAAUGUGUAAAAAAUUAAAUUUAAUUCUAAUAGAUAGGAAAAAAAAAUCGGAAUUAUUGUCCUAAGACCAUCGCAUUUAGGA